Molecule: messenger RNA, 1363 nt
Organism: Exaiptasia diaphana
Lineage: Eukaryota; Metazoa; Cnidaria; Anthozoa; Actiniaria; Aiptasiidae
Product: cellular tumor antigen p53-like
Exons: 8
Coding region: 75-851 (258 amino acids)
Biological process (GO): regulation of transcription by RNA polymerase II; apoptotic process
Cellular component (GO): nucleus
Molecular function (GO): RNA polymerase II cis-regulatory region sequence-specific DNA binding; DNA-binding transcription factor activity, RNA polymerase II-specific
Source: RefSeq, a predicted model, not a curated record
AUCCUGCAUCUGGACACUUCAUUCGCUCAGAUAACCCACAGGCAGAAUACCAACAAUGCAGUCACUCAGGACGCAUGUCGGUCAAAAUACCUUUUAAGACAAAUGUUGGAGCCUCGAUUCACGAAGAAGUCACAGUACACGAGCUAUUCUCAUUCAUUUGCAACAAUUCAUGUGGGGGACUGAACCGACGUGCCAUAUUGGUCGUGUUUACACUGGAGACUGGAGAGUCUCAGGAACUACUUGGAAGAUGCGCAAUUGAGGUUAGAGUGUGCGCAUGCCCAGGACGUGACUCCAAACAAGAUAACGAGGCAGUCAGUAAACCAAGCAGGAAAAAGMGGAAAAUAGCUGCAGAUGGUGUUUCAAGUUCCACACCCGUGACGUCAUUUCCGUCAACRGAAGUCAGCCCCAGUCAACCAGUGAGACCCUCGGUAGAAGAUAACACAGUAUACAAUUUAAAGGUCUGUGGAUAUGUAAAUUAUCUUAUUCUGCGAAAAAUUGCAUAUGCCUUGGAAUUCUUUGCAAAUAUGAAGUCAAGAUUUUCAUCUUUGCCAGAUGAUCCUGAGUUUCCCGAUCUUUUCGGCGAAGGAUUUAAUGACAACCAAGAGCUCGAGUGUGACAGUUGUGAAAACAAUGGACCUUAUGCAAGGCCUAUUCCACAAGCGUCCCCGGUGAUGACAAGCCAGCAGUCUUUACCAAGCUGCGCAGUCAACCGCAGUUCUGGCGAGAUCGAGACCUGGUACCARUCAAACCCACAAGACGUCGCGGGCGCAACMCAAUCAACACCAUAUAUGGGCUGCUACACUUAUAGAAGAAUCACGCUAUCCGUUGAAUAUUUUGAUAAGGAUGAUUAGCGAUGUGUCACGGCUAGGAAAUGUCACGCAAGCGACGUGUCACGCAAUAGCACCUUGCUUCUUUUGACUUUACUUAUAUCAAGAGUUCAGUUUUUUUCUGUAUAAAGAAUAUUCCAUUAUUAAACAAUAUCAUAGGGGAAGCAUUUGAUUUGAUUUGCUCAUGUAAAUCGAAAGGAUAGCUAUCCAAUGAUGCCUAACGGUCUCUAUGACCCAUUUGCUUUCUAGGACAUUCUUCUUCAACUUAACUUCAAGACGUUGUCAUAAAAAAAUCAAAAUAGAGUAAACUUUCUCCAUCGGCUUGUUGAGAUUUCGUCUAAUGGCAUUUCUCACCCAGUAUCAUGGUAGAUUGCCCCGGCCUCAUUAGUUUUGGAGCGCCCAAAUGCGAUAUUGCACGCAAGUCUACGACAUUUUAAUUACUAAGUCAUGCCUUCAGAACUGCAAAAUGCAUUGUUUCUUUCAGUUUCUUUUUCUAGUUGGAGGAUUUUCGAGAUUAAAAUACUUUUUUCAUUCAA